GAACCUGCGCAGUCACUGAUGACUGAUUUAAAAACGUUGAAAAAUCUUUCCCAGAACAUGGUGUACAUCAGUUGGACAGAUGUUGAGUGGAGAAGACGAGUAUUAAUUUGUUAAUUGCUGCAGCCAUUUUUGAACUCCAAAGAGGAAGAAGAAGAAACAUCAGAGAUCGACAAUGACUAUGACGGUCGCUGCAAGAGUAAUCGCAACAGCUCGAUCAGUGGUUCGAUCGAGCAGGCUUCCUCUUCUAUCUCAAUCUUCUUCGCAGAAAUCUCACUCCCACACUCUUCUCAUUCGUCAGAUGAGCUCGGAGGCGCAGAGCAUUGCUACUCGUCUUCACAGUUCUGGAUUGUUACGAAGCCAAGGCCUCAUUGGAGGGAAGUGGAUUGAUGCUUAUGAUGGGAAGACCAUUAAGGUUCACAAUCCAGCUAAUGGUGAAGUUAUAACCAAUGUUCCGCUCAUGGGUAAAAAGGAGACUGAUGAUGCUAUUUCUUCAGCUUAUGAUGCUUUUAAGUCUUGGAGCAAGCUUACUGCAGCUGAUCGGAGUAAUCGCUUACGCAAAUGGUAUGAGCUCCUAAUGGCCCACAAAGAAGAGAUUGGACAGCUGAUAACCUUAGAGCAAGGCAAACCCUUAAAGGAAGCUGUGGGUGAGACUAACUAUGGAGCUAGCUUUAUUGAGUUCUUUUCCGAGGAAGCAAAACGAGUAUAUGGUGACAUAAUCCAGCCAACUAUAGCUGAUCGUCGAAUUUUGGUCUUGAAGCAGCCAGUUGGAGUUGUUGGUGUUAUUACCCCUUGGAACUUUCCGUUGGCUAUGAUUACACGGAAGGUUGGGCCUGCUCUUGCAUGUGGUUGUACAGUGGUCAUAAAACCCUCUGAGCUUACCCCCUUGACAGCUUUAGCAGCAGCUGAUCUCUCACUUCAAGCUGGAAUACCCCCAGGUGUUGUGAAUGUGGUUAUGGGAGAUGCUCCUGCUAUUGGGGAUGCUAUACUUGCAAGUUCUCAGGUAAGAAAGAUCACUUUUACUGGCUCAACAGCAGUUGGAAAAAAGUUGAUGGCAGGUGCUGCUGGAACUGUUAAAAGGGUGUCCUUUGAACUUGGUGGUAAUGCCCCUUGCAUAAUAUUUGAUGAUGCAGAUGUGGAUGUUGCAGUAAAAGGAGCUAUUGCAGCAAAGUUCCGGAAUAGUGGACAGACUUGUGUUUGUGCCAAUAGAAUUCUUGUUCAAGAAGGAAUAUACGAGAAAUUUACAAAUGCUUUCUCAAAAGCCGUGCAAAAUCUGCAAGUUGGUGAUGGGUUUGGUGAAGGUGUAGCUCAGGGUCCUUUAAUUAAUGAAGCUGCCGUGCAGAAGGUUGAGAAAUUUCUUCAAGAUGCCACCACAAAGGGAGCCAAAGUUCUUCUUGGUGGUAAAAGACACAGACUUGGGAUGACAUUUUUUGAGCCAACAGUUCUUGCUGACGUAAAUAGUGACAUGCUUGUAUCCAGGGAGGAAGUAUUUGGUCCCGUGGCACCCUUGCUGCCAUUCAAAACAGAGGAGGAAGCAAUUGCUCUCGCUAAUGACACCAAUGCAGGAUUAGCUGCUUACAUAUUCACAAACAAUAUUCAACGUUCAUGGAGAGUGACUGAAGCUCUUGAAUAUGGAAUGGUUGGUGUUAAUGAAGGUCUAAUUUCUACAGAGGUGGCUCCAUUUGGUGGCGUUAAACAGUCGGGCCUUGGAAGGGAAGGGUCAAAAUAUGGGAUGGACGAAUAUCUUGAGCUGAAAUAUGUUUGCUUGGGGAAUAUGGACCGCCCCUGAUGAGCAAGGAACCUAUCUGUCAGGGAAUAAUGGGCUUGGGCUUCUUCUUGGGCCCAGUGACCAAAAUAAAAACAUGGAGGCCCAUAAGUCAAAAUUCGUUUCCGUUUUUUCCCCUUCAUUGUAAAAGAAUAAUAAUGCAAGCUCGUUUGAGGAAAUAAAUAAUAUUUUGAUGUUAUUGAGUGUUUCCUCCUCA
Messenger RNA from Benincasa hispida (wax gourd), 1979 nucleotides. RefSeq names its product aldehyde dehydrogenase 5F1 (gene ALDH5F1). Gene Ontology annotation, molecular function: succinate-semialdehyde dehydrogenase (NAD+) activity. NCBI's taxonomy places the organism in Eukaryota, Viridiplantae, Streptophyta, Magnoliopsida, Cucurbitales, Cucurbitaceae. Gene Ontology annotation, biological process: GABA catabolic process. The record is from RefSeq and is a predicted model, not a curated record.